AUGCUGCCGCCGGAGGUACGGUCUGCUAUGUCCGUCUCAGGGCGAUGGCUUUAUGCCAUUCCUGCUAUGCUUUACACCUUGCAGAACCGUCUCGUGUUUGAGGCUUUACAAAGAAUAUCGCCUCCCGAAUACCAGCUGCUGAACAACAUGAAGCUCUUCACCACCUCGCUUGUGUUUCGCGUCGUCAUGCAACGACAGCUUCGGGUAUUGCAGUGGAUGGCACUUGUCCUCUUGGUCCUCGGCAUGGCCUUGGCCACGGCCCCUUGUGGAGACGGCAGGGAUCCUACAGUCCAGGCCAACCGUUCGGAUGUUUGGAUGGGUGUUGCGAUCAUGCUGGCCGUGUCGUGGUGCUCAGCAUUAGCUGGGGUUCUCAAUGAGUGGCUCAUCAAGAGAAGUGCAAGCGUACUGGAGGCCAACAUAUGGCUUUAUGGAUUCGGUGUGGUUGCCGCAGUUUUUCAACUCUGGGCAAUGGACGGCACGGGCGUCCAUGAUGCCCUCAGUGGCUUCACAUCGCUGCUGCCCUGGAGUGUUGUGGUGUGCAACGCCAUCCUCGGCCAGUCCAUUGCCUUUCUUUUCAAGUAUGCGGAUUCCAUUGUGAAGCUUUAUGCCGUGAGUGCCGCUAUGGCCUUUACAGCUUUGUUCUCCGCAAUCUUCCUUGACUUUAGCAUGGGCUUUCACAACGCUGCUGGCUACCUCGUCAGCUUUUUCUCAAUGUGCCUGUACUAUGCGCCAAACGAAGUGUUGCUCUCGACUGACGUGGAAUUCAUAAAGCAAGUCACAGCAGCAUCUGAAGCCAAGACGGACAAGGCCAAGUAA
Symbiodinium natans is the source of this 816-nucleotide messenger RNA. Lineage: Eukaryota; Dinophyceae; Suessiales; Symbiodiniaceae. The record is from the annotation of a GenBank genome assembly.